This is a messenger RNA of Cyanidioschyzon merolae strain 10D, 615 nucleotides long. RefSeq lists its product as hypothetical. The transcript has a single exon. Gene Ontology annotation, molecular function: RNA binding. Gene Ontology annotation, cellular component: nucleolus. NCBI's taxonomy places the organism in Eukaryota, Rhodophyta, Bangiophyceae, Cyanidiales, Cyanidiaceae. Bases 1 to 615 code for a protein of 204 amino acids. The record is from RefSeq and is a predicted model, not a curated record.
AUGGAACCUGCACUGAGUGUACAUAAGGUGCCGCCAAGCGACGCAACUGGGAACGGGCCGUCGUACAGUCCUGGGGAGUUGCGAAGGAUACCCGUUCCUCAGCACCGUUUCGCUGCUUUGAAAAGCAACUGGCUAGCGCUUUAUGAGCCGCUUACGAAGGAACUAGCGCUUCAAGUUCGAAUGAACCUGAAGCAACGCGCCGUUGAGUUGCGCUGUAGUCCUCAGACGCCAGACCGGACCGCACUUCAGCGGGGGUACGAGUUCAUGCAAGCGUUUCUUCUCGGGUUUGCUGUCGAGGACGCUAUCGCCUUGAUCCGCUUCGAUGAUCUCCGGAUCGACUCUUUUGAGGUACAGGAUGUGCGUCGGCUGCAGGGUGAUCACCUCUCCCGAGCGAUAGGGCGAAUAGCAGGGACUGGCGGGCGAACCAAGUUCGCCAUAGAGAACGCGUGUCGUGUGCGGAUCGUCUUAGCGGGCUCGAAGGUGCACAUUCUCGGAGGCCAUAUGCAGGUUCGUCUCGCACGAGACGCCAUCUGCUCACUAAUUCUGGGUACGCCACCAGGAAAGACCUAUGAGAAGCUGCGGCGAGUAAGCGCUCGGCUCCGGGAGCGAUUCUGA